This is a messenger RNA of Triplophysa dalaica, 2463 nucleotides long. RefSeq lists its product as uncharacterized. The record is from RefSeq and is a predicted model, not a curated record. The transcript has 18 exons. Gene Ontology annotation, biological process: mitotic spindle assembly; microtubule-based movement. Gene Ontology annotation, molecular function: microtubule binding; ATP binding; plus-end-directed microtubule motor activity. Gene Ontology annotation, cellular component: nucleus; spindle microtubule. The coding region runs from base 10 to 2463 and encodes 817 amino acids. NCBI's taxonomy places the organism in Eukaryota, Metazoa, Chordata, Actinopteri, Cypriniformes, Nemacheilidae.
UGUGUAGUCAUGGAGACAGUUGUGGAUGUGACGAAUGAAGACACCAUGUUAGUAGCUAUGGAGUCAACUGCUUGUGAACCCCAUCAUGCACCUUUGCCAGAACUUUCUGGAGUUUCUUCAAUUACAUCGCAGAGUGAGUCUGCCGAAGGCUCAGAGCAGCAGCAGCAACUUCGAGUGUACUUAAAAGUGCGUCCCUUCAGCGAAGACGAACUCAAAAGCAAUGAAGAUCAGGGUUGUGUUGUGCUGGAGAGCUCCGAGGUUAUUGCCCUUCAUGCUCCUAAAGGAUCUGCUACCAUGAAGAACAGUGAGAAAGGCAUCGGCCAGCAAGUUUAUAAAUUCAACUUCACACAGAUUUUUGGGCCAUCGUGUACUCAAUCGGAGUUCUUUGAGGGAACGAUCAGUUCACAGGUGCAAGGCUUCCUGCAUGGGAAAAACGCGUUGGUGUUCAGUUAUGGAGUCACCAACGCUGGAAAAACCUACACCAUACAAGGUUCUCAGAAGGAGCCUGGCAUUUUGACACGUGCAUUAGAGGUUUUGUUCAAACACAUCGCUUGCCGUCAGUAUGAGACCAUGGACCUGAAGCCAUAUUUGAGCUCGGAUGUGCAAAAACUGGAUUCUGAGCAACUCAAAGCAGAGAAAAAUGCCAAGGCAGCACUCUUCGCUCUGCUCAAAGAGGAGCCUGAAUCCACAAAAGCAAGCAGAAGUAGAAGCUCAACGUCAUCGUCGGUCAACAGUCUGUCAUUUUCCGGAGUCUCGUAUGAUCAUACGGUUGACAGUGCUGACGGUGCAAGUGAUGAAGGCAAUUGUCUUUACUCUGUUUGGGUGGCUUUUUAUGAAAUCUACAAUGAGCACGUGUACGAUCUGCUUCAGCCGCCCCACACCAGCAAAACCAAGAGACGUCCUGCGCUGCGGGUGUGCGAGGACAGCACGGGGAGCUCCUACGUCAGAGAUUUGCGAUGGGUCAAUGUGCAGAAUGUGGAGGAGGCCAGUAAAGUUCUGCGCGUGGGCAAUAAGAACCGCAGCGCGGCAGCCACCAAGAUGAACCAGUCGUCCAGCAGAAGUCACACCAUCUUCACCAUAAAACUCAUACGUAUCGAUGGAACAGAUGUUCAGGGACUGUCGGAUCUUUCACUCUGUGACUUAGCCGGCUCCGAAAGAUGCAACAAAACAAAAACGUUCGGAGAGCGUCUGAAAGAGGCCGGUAACAUCAAUAAUUCAUUGCUUAUCCUGGGCAAGUGUAUCGCAGCCCUCCGGAACAUCCAGAAUGACAGGACAAAGACAAAUUACAUUCCGUUUCGAGAGAGCAAACUCACUCGGCUCUUUCAGGGAAUGUUUUGCGGGCGUGGCCGAGCAUCCAUGAUCGUGAACAUCAACCAGUGUGCCUCCACUUACGAUGAGACCCUCCAUGUCAUGAAGUUUUCCGCUGUGGCCAAGCAGGUGCUUCAGGUGAUUCCUCAGCGAUCUGUUGAGUCUUUGGCUCCCCGGCUAGUUGGUCGUGAUGGGAAGCCAUUGCUGAAGAAUGGAGUGAUCGAUGCUAAGGCGGUUGAUGAAUAUCUUUCCGAGGAAGAGCUACUGGACAGCGACGAUGAGGCAGACAUGUCCAUAUUCCCUCAAGAGGAGCUUGUGAGUUUGGUUGAGAGCUUGCGUCUCAAACUGCUGGCCGAACGCAGGAAGAACCUGUUGCAGGAGAUUCAGAUACGGAAUGAAAUGGGAGAUAUGAUGAUGCAACAGAUCAUGGAGGCAGAGGAGCUGCACAGUCGUCAGAUGGUGGAUCUGAAGGAGGGUUACGAAGAAAAGAUGGAAAGCACCUUUGACAUGUAUAAAGAGGCUUUGAAAGAACAUGCGUACCAGUGUGCGCUGGAGAGGCUGGAGGAAGAUUACAUCCCCAUUGAAGAAUACAAUGAAGAGCUAGAGCGAGUCAAGGAGCUGGAGAAUCUCGUAAGUGAAUUGGAACAGAAAUGCCAGCGUCCAGCAUCCGCUCCACCCGUCACACAGGAGAGCUCAAUGCAGACAGAUCCACUUCCUGCCACACCGGACGUCGCUGCAGAGAGAUUCCAACUGCUGUACAAAGAAAAGUGUGCCGUGGAGAAACUGUGUGUUGAGAAACAAGAGCUCCUUGUGUCUCUCGAGCAGCGAAUCAGCGAGUUAAAUGAAACCCUGCAGGAAGCUGGCGAGAGCUACAUGGAGAAGCUUGCAGACGUCCAAAAUCUACAGAAAAAGCUCUUAAACCAGGAGCGUGAAAUUGUGCGGUUACAGAGUGAUGUCACAAACAAAGAGGCGGAGUCCAGCAUUUUGAGGGAGGAGCUCUCCAAGCUGAAUGAUUCUGUGGGUCAGUCUCGUACGAGACGCGGUCUGCUGGUCAACAUUAAGGAAUCGAUGACGCCUCAGUCCACAGGUAGUCUGUGUCGGACCAUCAAGAAGUCCGUGAGAGCAACGACAUCACUCAGGAAGAAGCCCAGCUGA